Pestalotiopsis fici W106-1 is the source of this 1296-nucleotide messenger RNA. RefSeq lists its product as uncharacterized. Lineage: Eukaryota; Fungi; Ascomycota; Sordariomycetes; Amphisphaeriales; Sporocadaceae. The coding region runs from base 1 to 1296 and encodes 431 amino acids. The transcript has a single exon. The record is from RefSeq and is a predicted model, not a curated record.
AUGGCCAGCAUUGACCUGUCAAAGUCGUUUCGGGAAUAUCUUCCUGACCUCAAUACACCGCGGUUUCAGCGUAUCGCAGAGUGCGACGCCUACAGCCAUGCCGCGGAGCUAAUCGACCACCAGCGACCCCCAUGGCUGUACGGCCUGGUUUCUCUUUGGUUCGAUCUUCUCAAGGAGCCGUAUCGUGGUGUCACGACAGACGGCAACCCACGAAAAGAUCUCUUCAAACUCCGCGAUGAGGGUGUACCAAUCGCAGACAUUGUCAAAGUUACGGAAAAUGUAAUUGCUCAGCUCAAUGACCAGCAAAAGGCCAAGACGCUGCUGCACGUUGACAGUGAAAAGUGGCGGACAUGGUCAAACCCCGAGUUCUUGCUGUCUGACAAGGGCAUCAGGCUGGAUGAGAUUACCCCUGAGCUGCGCGAAGCAGUCCUCAAGGUCCUCGAGGCCACCUUGAGCCCCGAAGGCUACGAAAAGGCGCUCGGCGCCAUGCGAGUGAACCACUUUCUGGGAGAGCUCGUCAAGGCCCCCAAGGUCAUGAACGAGUACUCUUACAACUUUUGCCUUUUUGGAAAGCCCUCUGUCGAUGCGCCCUGGGGCUACAGCUUCUACGGCCACCAUCUAUGCCUAUCGGUAUUCUUCUAUGGACCGCAAAUCAUAAUCUCCCCGUGGUUCACGGGUGCAGAGCCCAACUUGAUUGACGAGGGUCCUUACAAGGGCACGCGAAUCCUCUACGAGGAGGACAAGCUUGGUCUCCAGCUCAUGCAGAGUCUGAGCCCAGAACUGCAAAAGAGGGCCCAAACGUACGAGAAGAUGAAGGAUGACAAGAUGCCCAAGGGACGCUGGAACCACGACGAUCAGCGCCACUUGCUCGGUGCUUAUAGAGAUAACCGCAUCGUCCCGUACGAGGGCAUCGUGGUGGCGGAUCUCUCUGCGCAGCAACAAGACUUGGUGCUCGGCAUCUUGGAGCAAUACCUCUUGUACCUGCCCGCCCAGUCCCGAAAGCUCAAGCUGCAAGACUGCAAGGACUGGUUCCACGAGACGUAUUUCUCUUGGAUCGGAGGGUUCGCCGACCAAGAUUCGUUUUACUUUCGGAUUCAGAGCCCAGUCAUUGUAGUGGAGUUUGACCACCACAGCGGUGUUUUCUUGUCAAACACUGAACCAAAGAGAUUCCACAUCCACACGCUUUUGCGCACGCCCAACAAGGGUGACUAUGGUAUGGCCUUGAGGGAGCUGAGGAGAGAUGGUGCAGACAUCACCAAGGGCGAGAUCAACCAGAACUGGGUAUGGGAAGGGUAG